AUGGCGUCGCGCAAGCGGAAAGGAUCCGACGCUGCGACCGUUUCCUCCCGCCUGAACGAGGAUGGCUUCGACGGGGACCUACUCGAGGGCAUCUUGUCCCAGAGUGACGACGAUGCAGACGCGGGCGCAUUCGAGGCCGACGACGUUGCCUCGUCCGCAUCCGAAGACGAUGAGAAUGGCGUCUUCAGCGACGACGAUGAAGAUGAGGACGGCGGCAGCGCCGACGAGGAGGGGCUAAGCGGCGAAGAUGACCACGGCGACAUGGAAAAGCCCAAUGAGCCCAAUUAUCGCAUCUUGACCGACGCCAACGGCGGCGAGCGCUACGAGUACGACGAGAUUGAUCCCGUCUACGAUAGCGAUGACAGCGAUGCCAAAGAGCCCGCAAAUACGAUUGGCAAUAUUCCCCUAUCGUUCUACGACUCUUACCCACACAUCGGGUACGACAUCAACGGCAAGAAAAUUAUGCGCCCAGCCACGGGAGAGGCUCUCGAUGCUCUCCUGGACAGUAUCGAGUUGCCCAAGGGCUGGACCGGUCUUACUGAUCCGCAGACGGGCGAGCCGCUCAACCUCACUCAGGACGAACUUGAGCUGCUGCGGCGCCUACAGAUGGGAGAAGUCCCUGAGGAUGGCUACGACCCAUACCCGGACCUGGUCCCGUACUUUACUAGUAUCGAGGAGAAGAUGCCGCUCAGCGCAGCCCCAGAGCCGAAACGCCGCUUUGUCCCAUCCAAGCACGAAGCCAAGCGCGUAGCCCAGCUCGUGCGAGCCAUACGGGAGGGUCGUAUCCUGCCGUACAAGCCACCCGAAGAAGUUGAGAAGGAGAAGGAGGACGAGGAAGAAACGUAUUACGACGUUUGGGCCAACGAGGAACCUCAGGAUCCGCACGUCAUGAACAUCCCGGCACCUAAGCUCGCGCCUCCCGGCUACGACCUCAGCUACAACCCCCCGGCGGAAUACCUGCCCACCGACGAAGAGCGGCAAGCGUGGGAGACUGCCGACCCUGAAGAUCGCGAGAAAGAGUACCUCCCAAACAAGUAUGACUCGUUGCGCAAGGUUCCUGGCUACGGCGAGUUCGUCAAGGAGCGAUUCGAGCGGUGCCUGGACCUGUAUCUUGCUCCCCGCAUCCGGAAAAACCGACUCAACAUUGACCCCAACUCUCUGCUCCCCAAGCUCCCUCGACCAGAAGACCUGAAGCCAUUCCCAACCGUCUGCCAAACAAUAUUCAGGGGCCACGAGGGCCGCGUGCGAUCUGCGGCAUUCAGUCCCGACGGCGAAUGGGUUGCCUCAGGCGGCGACGACGGCACUGUUCGGGUGUGGGCGCUCAAUGGCCACCAGGACUGGAGCGUGAAGCUCACAUCCGAGGAGCCUGUGGAUGUGGUGAGGUGGCGACCGAGCAGAGAGUCCUUCAUUCUGGCUGCCGCGGCCGGUGAAGACAUUUACUUCAUGGUUCCGCCCCUGUGCAGCGACGCCGUCGACAAAGCGAGCCGCGAUGUGCUGGAUGCUGGGUUCGGUUAUGCCGCCAAUGGCGGUGCUAAUCCGGCCGUCACCGGGAACAAGGAGCCCACGGCUCGGUGGUCAAGACCUGGGUCUAAGUUGGAGGAGGCUGGCGUGCUCCUCAAGGUGACCGUCCGGGCCGCGAUCAAGACCCUUAACUGGCACAGGCGCGGUGACUUUCUCUGCUCCGUCUCCCCCACCGGUCAGCGAAGUUCUGUUGCCAUUCAUACCCUCUCAAAACACAUCAGCCAGAUUCCUUUCCGCCGUCUACCGGGCCUAGCUCAGACGGCCCAAUUUCACCCGUCCCGGCCGCUCUUCUUCGUCGCCACCCAGCGUAUGAUCCGGUGCUACGACUUGCAAAGGCAGGAGCUUGUCAAGGUGAUCCAGCCGGGCGCGCGCUGGAUCUCGUCAUUUGACGUCCACUCCGGCGGCGACAACCUCAUCGUCGGGUCCUACGACCGUCGGCUGCUGUGGCACGACCUGGACCUGUCCAGCCGGCCGUACAAGACAAUGAGGUUCCACGGGCAAGCCAUUCGCUCAGUCAAAUACCAUAGGGGGCUGCCGUUAUUCGCCGAUGCGAGCGACGACGGAACGCUGCAGGUAUUCCAUGGCAAGGUUGUGAGCGACCUGAUGGAAAGUGCCACCAUUGUCCCGGUCAAGAUGCUUCGAGGACACGCCGUUGUGAACAAGUUGGGAGUGCUCGAUACUGUGGACAUGACAAACGAGCACAGGGACGAUGCAGGCGCGCCGAUGCCGUAG
Purpureocillium lilacinum is the source of this 2253-nucleotide messenger RNA. The record is from RefSeq and is a predicted model, not a curated record. Lineage: Eukaryota; Fungi; Ascomycota; Sordariomycetes; Hypocreales; Ophiocordycipitaceae.